This is a messenger RNA of Cydia splendana, 5601 nucleotides long. It is a transcript of the gene eya, whose product is annotated as eyes absent homolog 2. Gene Ontology annotation, cellular component: nucleus. Gene Ontology annotation, molecular function: protein tyrosine phosphatase activity. Gene Ontology annotation, biological process: positive regulation of DNA repair; negative regulation of extrinsic apoptotic signaling pathway in absence of ligand; multicellular organism development. The coding region runs from base 567 to 2543 and encodes 658 amino acids. The record is from RefSeq and is a predicted model, not a curated record. Lineage: Eukaryota; Metazoa; Arthropoda; Insecta; Lepidoptera; Tortricidae. The transcript has 15 exons.
GUGGUAAAGACAUUUUUAUGUUCAGUGGAAAUACAGUAAUGGGGGGUGCACGACAUGGACACCGAAGUCGGGGUUUAGAAUUUCAGUACAGCUUCGGAUAGCUGCGAAGCGCUGCUUUGUUAGCUCUGCAAUUGUUUGCUGAGCCUAUUUUUUUUAAUAUCCUACGCGUUCCUUCGCCCCUUUUAUCAUUACAAAAAUAAACCGGAUUCUUCGACAAAACGAUUAAACUUGCACGUACAAAAUACAACAGUAUUAAAUUACAAAAUACAAUUUUUAACAACUUUUGAAGUGGAAGGUGAAACUUUGUGUUUUCAGUGUUUUCUAGUGUCGCUCAAAUUUUAUGUGAAAUGAUAGAAGAUAGAUUUAAUGUAAUUUAGGUCUAAGCUAUGGAUUGUGACACAAAUUUGUACAAGAUACCAAUAAGACUCGACCCAGGCUCAUGGUGCCAAUUAGAAGUAAAAUAAGCGCAAAAUGGCCGCUCAAAAUGCAAAUUCCCGCUCAAAAAACUGUCAAAGUGACGUUAGCCGAGUGAAGUGAGUGUCCGAAAUGUACGUUCGCUGCACAGCAUGGUGACGCUGAUGCCGUGUAGCUACCUCGGCGGCGGGUCCCCGCGCUGCAGUUUGGAGCAUACGGAGCCUAAGGCAAAGCGACCUAGGUCCGACAACAACACCGAUGUAUCUGAUAGACUAUCGGGCGAAGUCAACCAAAGCCCUUGCGGGUCAGAGUCAACCUCAAACUCGCCACCAUCUUUGCUCCAAGACGCGUCACUGCCGGCGCUCCUAGUGUCCGGGGCGUCCACCAUUUUCCAGACCACGACGACGGCCGCCAACUCCGCGCUGAACGUAGCUGUAGAUAGCUUAUGCUUGCCUGGUAGCUCGGAGGUGGAUUGUAGUUUGGCGAACGGAUGUGCGACGUCGCUCGGGUUAGCGUUGCCGCUAACGUCAACCGGUGGCCUCUGUACGUCUACCUCCUCGCCAUCUGCGGUGGCCUGGUUGAUGAAUGAGGAUAGCACGGGCGGUGGCGUCAAGAGCGAGGUGCGCAGCCCCGGGCUGUGCGAGGCGGACGUGGCGCUGUACGGCGAGGCUCUGCCGUACGACCAGUCCACGCUGCCCUACCAAUAUUAUAACAGUAUGCAGCAGUAUGGCGGCGGCGGCGCGGCGUCUUCGUACGUCGGCUCCACUCUGUACAACCAGCCCUACACCGCGUACCCUCCCGCGCACAACUCUAAUAACAGGUCGUCGUGCAAAGCGACGCCGACCUAUUUGAGCUACGGCGUCGGCGGCGUGGGCUCCGUGCCGGGCUCGGGAUUCGGCGCGCAGCCCUCGCCCUACUACCCCUCCUACAAUGGAAGCCUGACACAAACCUUCCCUCAGCAAGACUACAGCAGUUACGCGAGCAGCUACGCCGAGCACAACGUCGCCCAAUACAGCGGGUACUACGCAACGCCCAGCUACUCUCCCUACCAUGCCGUCAGCUCGCCAAGCAGCAGCGGCAGUGCGGGACACACGUCGUACCAUCUCGGAGGCGCGUUAUCAGAAUCGCCAUCAUCGAUUCUCCCUUCAUUGAAUGACAACAAUCCCUUAUCACCAAUAAAAAAUGAGAUACAUGCAGCUAGCCGGAGGUGCAGAGAGAACUCGGGUGAAAGCACAAGCAGAACCCGCGGUCGGGGGCGGCGGAACACUUCCUCGUCGCCGGCGCAGCACGUGCCCGAGCCCGCCACGGACCGGGUGUUCAUAUGGGACCUGGAUGAGACCAUCAUCAUAUUCCACUCCCUACUCACUGGGACCUACGCUACUAAGUAUAAUAAGGAUACACAACAAAUAGUACAGUUGGGAUUCAGGAUGGAAGAGAUGAUAUUUAGCUUGGCUGAUACGCAUUUCUUCUUCAAUGAUGUUGAGGACUGCGACCAGGAGCACAUAGACGCGGUGGCGGCGGACGACAACGGCCAGGACCUAUCCGCCUACAACUUCUCAUCAGACGGGUUCCACGCGGGCGGCGGCGCGGGCGCGGCGCCGGCGCUGUGCGCGCCCGGCGUGCGCGGCGGCGUCGACUGGAUGAGGAAGCUCGCCUUCCGGUAUCGGAAGAUCAAGGAUACUUAUAAUAACUAUAGAAAUAGCGUUGGAGGCUUGCUAGGACCAGCGAAACGAGAACAGUGGCUGCAACUACGAGCCGAGCUGGAACAAGCGACGGAUAACUGGCUCACGUUGGCCUGCAAAUGCCUCAACAUGAUCAACUCUAGGGAGAACUGCGUGAACGUGCUGGUGACGACGACGCAGCUGGUGCCGGCGCUGGCCAAGGUGCUGCUGUUCGGGCUCGGCGGGGUCUUCCCCAUCGAGAACAUAUACUCCGCCACCAAGACUGGCAAAGAAACCUGCUUCGAGAAAAUCAAGCAACGUUUCGGCGAGCGCUGCACCUACGUGGUGGUCGGCGACGGGCAGGACGAGGAGGCGGCGGCCAAGGCCAAGAACUACCCCUUCUGGCGCGUCUCCUCGCACUCCGACAUCGCCGCGCUGUACAACGCGCUCGAUAUGGGCUUCUUAUGAUUUAUGCGCGCCUGGUACACGAUACGUUUAGAUAUGAGGAAAAUGUGUCACCGAUUCGGCAGGAACUAGAUAAGAACCCUAGGACUCGUCUUUUUGACAUUACAGUACUUUAGCGUUACAUCUAGAACCGGGUUUCUCACGAGUUAUGUUAGCCUGGUAUUGAAGAUACGUAUAACGGUGUAGAAAUUACGGGGAAACAAGAACAAGCAUGACGUAUAAAAUGUUCAAGGAAUUUUUGAUGUCCCUAGUACUUUGUCUAGCCACUUUAAUUCCUUCGCGAGGGCUUCUUAUAAUUUCUGUGUUCCUGGUACACAAGUUACAAAAUUAUAAGGAAAUUUUCGUUAUAUGGCGGAGGUUCAUUCUCGUUACGCUCUUGUUGUUUCUGCGCGCCUAGUACACUAACUACGUAACAUUGCAGAAACUAUGUGGGAAACUUUGCGAUAUGCAAAAGUACGCAUUUGCUUUUUCUCUUUGGAAAGCAAACUUCUUUUCAACAGAAACAACAGCACCAACAACGACAACAACAACAAUACAACAUGCAUACCGCGGUUCCAUUAGGUUAAAUUAAAACUCUAAUUUGCACUCAAGAAGGUUUCUCUUCUCCACUCUGUUCGAUUACAACCAAUGCCAUUGGUUGCUCCGCUCAUCUCUGUUUCAGUGGAAAGGCAGCCGAACUAAAGCCGGUUUGUGGGCCAGUCGGUAUUGAAGAUCUUAUAAAGGUUGUUAAGACUGUACCGAUGGCAGACCGCAGAUAUUUCGAGAUACAUUUGUGGCAGUUAAAUUCUAGAAACUGUUGAAUAUGGUCUCUUAUAUGUUCGCUGACCUGGUCACGUACAGUCAAAUAAUUUAUGUUCCGUGCCAUUUCGUACCUUGUCACAGUGACAAACAAUAUGAAAGUCGCUAGGGACCUCAUACUAUUACCGAUAUUUACUAAUACCGAUUGUAUACUAGAAAUUUGAACAAAAGCAUGCGUAUUAUGGUGGCGCUUAGGGCCAAUACAGGCGGACUGCAAUCCAACUGCAAUUUGUACGAAAACUGCAGUCGGCGUGCAGUCAGCGCGCGCUUUCCAUAUAAAUUGCAGUCCAUCUAUACCGGCCCAUACUCGGUGACAUACAAAAUACGUCACUUUCUGACAACGCGCUAAAACAUGUCAAGCAAAACAUAGCGCGAAUAUACCCACUACUUAGUACAUACCUACAUCAUGCAACUUUUUGGAUUGCUAUGUUUACAUGAACGCCAAGUCUGUGUGUACGGUCAAGGAAAUUAAUUUCGUACCUUGUCACAGUGACAAAAGUAUGAGGUCUCUAGCGAUUUUCAUAUUGAUUGUCACUGUGACAAGGUACGGAAAUUAAAUUCCUUGACCGUUCUAUCAAAAAGUUUUAUUUAUAAUUUUUACAUAAGAAAUAAAGAACAAGUAAGUUGUAAAGACAGCUAAAAGAUCUGCUAUAAUUUUGUAAAAUACGAUCAAUAUCAUAUCAUAUGUCAUAUAAGCAGUGGCCGCGACUUCUUCAGUCAUAAGUACAUUAUAAUUAUUUCUAGUUUCGGAGUUUCACGGUCACUGUGCUAGAUAUUAUUUAGUUUUAAAAGCUCAAAGUCGGCUCAAAAACUUAUAAAAGUGUAUUUAAACAUUUUUUUGUAUAUAUUUAUUAUAACUGUAGAUUUCUCGAACGAGAACUACGAGUCCAUUCCUAUUUAGUAAGUCUAUAUUCUAUUAAUUGUACAGAGCUUUAUUUUAUUGAAACGUGUAGGAAAUGUUUGAGGAUUUAGACGUGUACUGUUUCUGAGGUGUUGUUUUGAUGUUGCCAGAGACCUGGAAAUAAUAACAACUUCUAACCUUUAUAUAAAUUAUAUGAGGGCACAGCGAAUUGUCAUCUCAUAAAGCGGUGUGGGUCCUAAAUUUGUCGCUUAACCUGUCGGCUCAGUGAAUCCUUAUAUACCUACAUUAACGAUAAAAAAUCUGUAUUGUGUUUGGAAUUCUUUAUUAUUUUCUGGUAUCUGAUGUCACUGUAAAUCUCUGUUGCAAAAAUGCAAUCACCAUCUGCCAAGUUAUGCGCGCCUGGUAAAUAGGAAUAGUGCAUCUUUCACUGUGAAUAAUAAUUUGCAUCGAUUAUUGUACAAACAACGAGGUUCAAGGUCUAAUCUUAUGCAAUCUUUCCUUUUUGUGUAAUAUAAGCCAAUUCGAACGCACACUGAUAUCAGAAUGAUUAAUCUAAAUUCUAAAUAAAUGAUGUCAUUCAAGUAAUAGUGCAUUUCGCUUGCAGUUGUCCGUACAUCGGCGCGGGCAAGACGCAUUUAACUAAAUGAUAUCAUUAUGAUGUCAAUGUACGUUGGAAUUGGCCUGUUAAUAGUUUGGACUGUCAUCCGAGUCAGUUUCAAAGUUAGUAAAUGGCCCGAGCACACCGGUUGUGUGCGCUGAAAUGUUGAGGCUGUGCACGCACACGUCACGCAAGCGGUGUGCCGUCUCUCAUAAGGAUCUGUAUAUUACACCGCGCACAUGCACGUCUACGCACACGCGACCGGUGUGCAGGCCUUUAGGGAGAUCUAUAUCAAAUAGAUAGUCACAGCAAAAAUGGCGAAAAAUAUCGAAACACAUCCUCAUUUCUAUGUUAACAAAGAUGUGUUACAAUGUAUGUCGCCACUUUAGCCUUCAUUGUCCAUUUGAUGGUACUAGCAUAAGCAUGAGCUAUGUUUUCCUCAAAUUGACGUGGUUGAUUGCCCAAACAGCUAAAUACAUAUUUCUACUGAUUUUAAGCAGACAAUCUUUUGUAUUGUACUUUUUGAGAAACAUUUAUUACCUACUUUUACCCAACACAAAAUGCCGUUUACUAUUUUUCUAGCAAUAUUUUGAACUGCCUAAUAUGUUUCGUUAUUUCAGUAAGCAGUCUUAGUAGAUACAGAAGUUAGCAAUAUUUUAAACUAGGAAAAUUGGUCAUUUGUAAAUAACAUAGUUUAAUUUUAGAAUAAAACAGACCCAGGCUUAUACUAGAAAUAUUAAAUUUAAUUCGAAAGUUAUUAUUAUUCGAGUUGUAAAUAAAAAUAUAUUAUUUCACAAAAUGAA